Messenger RNA from Arvicanthis niloticus (Nile rat), 2260 nucleotides. Lineage: Eukaryota; Metazoa; Chordata; Mammalia; Rodentia; Muridae. The record is from RefSeq and is a predicted model, not a curated record.
AGUGCAAAUCCAAGUGGAGGAAAAAGAAGAUGAUACAGAAGAAAGCUCAAGUGAAGAAGAAGAAGAAAAACUACCCAGAAGAGAGAGCUUGAGACCAAAGAGGAAACGGACCAGAGAUGUCAUCAAUGAGGAUGAUCCAGAACCAGAGCCAGAGGAUGAAGAAACAAGAAAGGCAAGAGAAAAAGAAAGGCGGAGAAGGCUGAGGAGAGGAGCGUAAGAAGAAGAAAUUGACGAAGAGGAAUUAGAACGAUUAAAAGCACUGCUAGAUGAAAAUAGACAAAUGAUUGCUACUGUCAAAUGUAAACCUUGGAAAAUGGAGAAGAAAAUUGAAGUUCUCAAGGAAGCAAAGAAAUUUGUGAGUGAGAAUGAAGGAGCUCUUGGGAAAGGAAAGGGAAAGAAGUGGUUUGCAUUUAAGAUGAUGAUGGCCAAGAAAUGGGCAAAAUUCCUCCGUGAUUUUGAGAACUUCAAAGCUGCUUGCGUCCCCUGGGAAAACAAAAUCAAGGCAAUUGAAAGUCAGUUUGGUUCCUCAGUGGCCUCCUACUUCUUGUUCCUGAGGUGGAUGUAUGGCGUCAACAUGGUUCUCUUUAUACUAACCUUCAGCCUCAUCAUGUUACCCGAGUACCUCUGGGGUUUACCAUAUGGCAGCUUACCUAGGAAAACAGUCCCAAGAGCUGAAGAGGCAUCUGCAGCCAACUUUGGUGUGUUGUAUGACUUCAACGGUCUGGCACAGUACUCAGUCCUCUUUUAUGGCUAUUACGACAAUAAACGCACGAUCGGAUGGCUGAAUUUCCGGCUACCUCUUUCCUACUUCCUGGUGGGGAUUAUGUGCAUUGGAUACAGCUUUCUGGUUGUCCUCAAAGCGAUGACCAAAAAUAUUGGUGACGAUGGUGGUGGCGAUGACAACACUUUCAACUUCAGCUGGAAGGUGUUCUGCAGCUGGGACUAUCUGAUUGGUAACCCUGAAACAGCUGACAACAAAUUUAAUUCUAUCACGAUGAACUUUAAGGAAGCCAUCAUAGAAGAGCGAGCAGCCCAGGUGGAGGAGAAUAUCCACCUCAUCAGAUUCCUGAGGUUUCUUGCUAACUUCUUCGUGUUCCUAACACUUGGUGCAAGUGGAUACCUCAUCUUUUGGGCUGUGAAGCGAUCCCAGGAAUUUGCCCAGCAAGAUCCUGACACCCUUGGGUGGUGGGAAAAAAAUGAAAUGAACAUGGUUAUGUCCCUCCUGGGGAUGUUCUGUCCCACACUGUUUGACUUAUUUGCUGAACUGGAAGAUUACCAUCCUCUCAUUGCUCUGAAGUGGCUCCUGGGGCGUAUUUUUGCUCUUCUUCUAGGCAACUUGUAUGUUUUCAUUCUUGCCUUGAUGGAUGAGAUUAACAACAAGAUUGAAGAGGAGAAGCUCGUGAAGGCCAAUAUCACCCUGUGGGAAGCCAACAUGAUUAAGGCUUACAAUGAAUCUCUCUCUGGGAACACCACAGGACCACCCUUUUUUGUUCAUCCUGCUGAUGUACCUCGAGGUCCCUGCUGGGAAACAAUGGUGGGGCAGGAAUUUGUACGUCUUACUGUUUCUGAUGUUCUGACCACUUAUGUCACUAUCCUCAUUGGUGACUUCCUCAGAGCAUGCUUCGUGAGGUUCUGCAAUUACUGCUGGUGCUGGGACUUAGAAUAUGGAUAUCCUUCAUACACAGAAUUCGACAUCAGUGGCAACGUCCUUGCUCUGAUCUUCAACCAAGGCAUGAUCUGGAUGGGCUCCUUCUUUGCUCCUAGCCUCCCAGGCAUCAACAUCCUCCGACUCCACACAUCCAUGUAUUUCCAGUGCUGGGCUGUGAUGUGCUGCAAUGUUCCCGAGGCCAGGGUCUUCAAAGCUUCCAGAUCCAACAACUUCUACCUUGGCAUGCUGCUACUCAUCCUCUUCCUGUCCACCAUGCCUGUCCUGUACAUGAUUGUCUCCCUCCCACCAUCUUUUGAUUGUGGGCCCUUCAGUGGUAAAAACAGAAUGUUUGAAGUCAUUGGUGAGACCCUGGAACACGAUUUCCCAAGCUGGAUGGCGAAGAUCCUGAGGCAGCUUUCUAACCCCGGCCUUGUCAUUGCUGUCAUUCUGGUGAUGGUUUUGACCAUCUAUUAUCUCAAUGCUACUGCCAAGGGCCAGAAAGCAGCAAAUCUGGAUCUCAAAAAGAAGAUGAAACAGCAAGCUUUGGAGAACAAAAUGCGAAACAAGAAAAUGGCAGCCGCUCGAGCAGCUGCAGCUGCUGGUGGCCAGUAA